UAGUUCUCGCUACUUUGCCGUGUCCGCCACCGCCUAAGCCACCCUCACCGCCACUGCCCUCAACCGCCCCCGCGAUGGCCGGCGGCAGAAUACAAACCUUCGAAGACUUUGUGAAUGUGCACGAACUCUUGCUUGCGGCCUCGGGAGUGCCUCUGGCGCUGCACCGCCGACUGUUCGACAAGCUUUCUACUGACACAUUCGACGGCGGCAACUUCUUCCAGGUCGAGCCUUGCGAGGACGGCCGGCAGAGGCGCCUCGUACUCACCUCCGACUUCAUGGAGAAGGAGUCGGACCUCUUCCUGGCUGAUCACGCCUGGACCUUUAGACUCUCCGAUGCUCAGAAACAGUUGGAGGAAGUUCCAGGGUUGGCUGAAAGGAUGGCUUCUUUGAUGUGUGUCAAUAUUGAUUUGAUCUCGGAUGCUGGAGAGGUGGAGCAUUCUGGUGGAGCCUCAGAUGAGAACAGUGCCAAAUUGAAUGCCGUGGAAAUUGUGGAGAGUGAAAUUUGUAAAGCAAAAGAGAAAGGAGAUGAGUCUGUUAGGUGGUUGGAGCUUGAGGAUCUUGACAUUAAUGAUGCAAUGCUGUUUUCUCUUUACUUGCCUAGUAAAUUUCCUAAUUUACUUGCACUUAGCCUGUGCGGAAACAGGCUCAAGAAUGUGGAAACAGUUACAGAGGAAAUUAUUAAGUUCAAGUCCCUCAAGGCACUUUGGCUGAACAACAAUCCAAUUCUACAGAACUCUGAUGACCACAUGGCAGAUAUCAUUUUGCAAGGUUGCCCAAGUUUGGAAAUUUUCAACUCACAUUUCACCAGCAACUAUAGUGAGUGGGCUUUGGGAUUUUGUGGAGGAAUUUAUGACCAGGACAAUCCUGGUUUUUUCCAUCAGCCAGAUUAUCCAUUGCAGAGAGUGACCUCGCUUGACCUUUCAAAUAGAUCCAUUCACAAUCUAAUCAAUAAGGCAUUUUCUCAUGCUGAAAUACCAUCUUUGUCACAUCUGAAUCUUCGAGGAAAUCCAUUGGAACAAAACUCUGUUGGCCAGUUGUUGGAGCUCCUAAAGGGAUUUCCUUCCUUAAAUGCCCUGGAGGUAGAUAUUCCAGGCCCACUUGGAGAAAGUGCUAUAGAAAUUCUUGAAUCUCUUCCUAAUAUUUCUCAGUUGAAUGGUAUCAAUGCAUUGAAAAUCAUAGAAUCUGGAAAGCAUGUGAUUGAUUCAAUGCUUCAACCACAUCUCCCGGAAUGGACUGCCAGUGAACCUCUUGUUGAUCGUGUUAUCAAUGCAAUGUGGUCAUAUUUGAUGACUUAUAGACUUGCAGAUGAAGAAAAGAUUGAUGAAACCUCUGUAUGGUAUGUGAUGGAUGAACUAGGUUCAGCUUUGCGGCAUAGUGAUGAGCCAAAUUUCAGAGUGUCUCCUUUUCUUUACAUGCCAGAUGGUAAACUGGCAUCAGCUGUAAGCUUCUCUAUUUUAUGGCCAAUCCAGAAAAUUCAAAAUGGUGAUGAGUGCACUCGUGAUUUUCUGCCUGGUAUCAGGGAGGAGAAGCAACGUUCGGCCAGACUUACUGCUUGGUUCCAUACACCACAAAAUUAUUUUGUUGACCAAUAUGAGAAACACAGGCAAAAAUUGCAAUCAACAAGAUUUGUCUGCCAGCCUGUCAAGCCAUCUAGAACCAGUAGUUUGUUGCAUAGUCAAGGGAGCAUUCUACGUGUCUUCACAGAUAUACCUCAAGUUGAAGAACUUCUAACACGCCCUGAGUUUGCAAUUACUACAGAACCCAGGGAUGCAGAUAUAAUUUGGACAAGUACACAGGUGGAUGAGGAUACAAAGGCAGCUGCUGGACUGACAGAUGAACAAUACAUAAAUCAAUUCCCUUUUGAGGCGUGUCUUGUAAUGAAACAUCAUUUGGCAGAAACUAUUCAGAAGGCACAUGGAUGUCCAGCAUGGUUUCAGCCUACAUACAAUCUUGAAACAGAACUAACUCAUCUUAUUGGUGACUAUUAUGUACGGAAAAGGGGUGGACUAGACAAUCUAUGGAUCUUGAAACCAUGGAAUAUGGCACGAACCAUUGAUACAACUGUAACUAGUAACUUAUCUGCGAUAGUUCGUCUCAUGGAGACUGGUCCAAAAAUAUGCCAGAAGUAUAUAGAAACCCCAGCUUUGUUCAAAGGAAAGAAAUUUGAUCUCCGUUACAUUGUUUUGGUUCGCUGCAUGGACCCCUUGGAGAUAUUCCUUUCUGAUGUUUUCUGGGUUAGGUUGGCAAACAAUCCAUAUUCAUUAGACAAGCGCAGUCUUUUUGAGUACGAGACUCAUUUCACUGUUAUGAACUAUAGGGGGAGGUUGAAUCACAUGAACACACCAGAGUUUGUUAGGCAGUUUGAACAGGAACAUGAAGUUAAAUGGUUGGAUAUCCAUCAGAGAGUCAAAAAGAUGAUACGAUUGGUUUUUGAGGCAGCUGCAGUAGUGCAUCCAGAAAUGCAGAGUCCAAAAUCUAGGGCAAUGUAUGGUGUGGAUAUAAUGCUUGAUUCCCGUUUCCAGCCAAAGUUAUUAGAGGUGACAUACUGCCCAGACUGUACUAGAGCAUGCAAAUAUGACAUGGAAGCUAUAUUCAAGGGAGGAGAGAAUGCGAAGGGCCGUGACUUUUACAAUUAUGUGUUCGGUUGCCUGUUUCUAAAUGAAAGUGCCCAUGCAUCCCCAUUGUAAUAGAGCCGAAAUUGAGAAACUUUCUUGAGGAUAUAAAUGAUGUGCAUGUUUUUGAGGGGUGACAUGGGAGACUGGGUUGGCAAGAGAUCAUUUUGGAUGAUGGAAGCUGCUGCUGCUGCUGCCUGCGGGCAAUUUUGUAGGCCGUCAACAUUGAGACCAGAAUGAACGAGGCUUGGUGAGGCAGCUAUUGGUUUGUUGAAAUGUUUCUUAUAGGGUUUUUUGUUGAAUGAAAAGGAGUCUGCUGUUAAAUGUGUAUUCUGGGUGUACACUAAUGCACAACGGUUGAGGAAAACGAUGUUAUAUGACACGAAUUUGUUUAAAGAGUAUUGCCCUUGUUGGGAGACCGCGACUGUGUGUGUGAAUGAUAUAUAGGCUUA
This is a messenger RNA of Diospyros lotus (date-plum), 3064 nucleotides long. RefSeq lists its product as uncharacterized. Bases 75 to 2687 code for a protein of 870 amino acids. The record is from RefSeq and is a predicted model, not a curated record. Lineage: Eukaryota; Viridiplantae; Streptophyta; Magnoliopsida; Ericales; Ebenaceae. Gene Ontology annotation, biological process: protein modification process. The transcript is spliced from 15 exons.